AAACCUGCGAGAUAUAUCUGUUCUUUUAUCAGAUUUGAUGCAAAACACGCCGAUUAGAUUGUCGCAGCUGCUCUGAGAAGAUCGAGCCAGCUCAGUAGUAUUCUAUUCUCUUACCAUUUCCUCAUUAGACGUAGGUUUUUGCUGUCCAAUGAAUAAGUUGAUUCUAAACUUGUGCUAUAGUCGUUUGCAUUUGGCCUUCUUUAAUAGCUCGAGGGAGUUUUCGUAAAGCAUUAAGCUUAGAUUCUACUGAAAAAAAUGGAAACACAGUGGGUUUCAACAGAUACGGGUACUUGAUGUCGCCCCAGCGGUAUAAAGCAAAUGUGUCAUGCGCAUUGUUGUACUCGCACUGAUCGUGAAGGUUAUUCUCUCUCAACUUUCGCAUGUUCAGUCACACGUCUCCUUGAACACACGGCAUCUGAGAUUCGAUAACAACUGUUUUACGAUGAUCGACUCGAACCCGCACAGAACCAAAGAAACGCCAUUUUUAGUCCAAGAAAACAAACAUGAAUCAAAGGAACUGAGAGACGAAGAAAACGGAUCGAUUACGAAACAGAAAGGCGACRAAAUUCUAUUAGAUAACCACCAAAUGUCUAUAAAUUACUGGAAUGAAAAUUUAGGAAUUCAACAAAAUUGUUUGAUAGAGACCAAACUUAACGUCACCGAGAACUACUCCAUGUUGGAUUUGUACAAGUUUUUGUUGAGCGGUUCAUUCAAGAUUAUUUAUAAUUUCUCAAGAACGGAUUCGUUACUCAUCAAAAUUCUACUUCUCGUUGUAAUCCGUCUCUUGUUCAAAGGUUCUUGUCAAACUGAACUUCAAUGCUUAUCUUUCGCUUUUCUAAACUUGGAUUUGUCUUUUGCUACCCUCAUUUCUCCGUCGCCAUCUUUUUCUACGUCAUGGGAAACAUCGUCAAUAUCAAGCCAUGUAGGAAGCCAUUUGAAUGCUACGCAUCUGGGGAGACUAGUUAUGAGUAAUUCAGUUCAAGUAUUGCCUAGUGUUAAUGCUAAAAGUUUAAAGGAAUCUUUGAAAACCGCAAAUAAGUUGUCUUAUGAUAGAGGAGAGUGUGACAUGGGCUGGAUUCAAUUUGAAAGUUAUUGCUACUUCCCUUCGAAUGAACCAAUGAUAUUCAAUCAUGCGCAGAGAGCAUGUUCCUAUCGCGCCGCUAAUCUAAUAUCAAUUACAAACAAGAGUGAAAACGACCUCAUUUUUAACAUUUCGAGAGAUUAUUUUGGAUUUCCCAAAAAUACUUUUGUGUGGCUUGGAAUGGAGCGCCGAGAAGCAACGUCCAAACUUCACUGGAUCGACGAAAAUAAGUUGGAUUAUCAAAACUGGAUCUUGGGAGAGCCGGAUGCUAACGGCGCAUGCGUACAAAUGAUUAUUAAAGGAUUGUGGGAAGAUUGCACGUGCAUGGAGAAAAACUAUUUCAUUUGUAAGAAACGUAGUUCUUAUCCUCCUCCAUACUCCAGGUCAACAGAACUUGGUAUUCUCAUCGGGAUUCCAUUCACCUUCGCCUUCAUCGUUCUCUUUGUCGUAACAAUACUCAUCUUCAAAAGCAUCCGAGACGCCGAUGAUACGUUCUACGGUUACGGUAAAAACCGGAACAAGGAAAAGAUGCACGCUGCCAUCGUCAACGUCACAGCAAGUAUUGCGCAUGUCUCGGCCGAGGCCACCAAGUCGCAUCGAAACGAGGCAAACCCGCAUAAACAAACGUCAAGGUCUUCUUCUAGGUCCCAGUCUCUGCCCUCCUCGCGUGUUAACCCAGCCGUUGAUGUUUCUGAUACUGGGUCCCAAUCACCAAUCCCUCAGUCGUCGGAACCAAGGAUCAAAGUUUCAGACGCAGAGGCUCAGUCACAUGACAAUCUGGGGGUCGAUGUCUACGAUAUUUUAAACUUUCCUGUUCAAAAUCGUAAAAAUAUGAAUGGUAAUCGUAGUGUUCCUGCGGAACAUCGAGGUAGGGUUGAUUUGGAAGAGAUUGAAUUGCAAGCAUGCGGUUCUGCUGUCAGCCUGGACAGGGAACCUUCUCGAUUCCAAUCCACUACCAGCUUAUAUCAUCUAGUUUCUAAAUCUUAUAUUAAACCGAAAAGUCGAAAGCUGCGUGGCCUGAGGAAACCAGAAGCAAUUAUACGACCUUCUGGGAAAGAAGGAGUCUACAGAAAAAAGACUUCUGUCUAAUUUACGCGUCACGUGAUCGAUACGUGAUUUGUCUUUUGUAAUCACGUGAUAAUCCUCCAGCAAAUAGGGGGGCGUUUGUUUACGUGUUAGCAUGUGACAAGCACCAAGUACGCACGUGAUCAAUACGUGGUCAAUCCCCAUGUUAGCACGUGACAAGCACCAAGUACGCAGGUGAUCAAUACUCGAUCAAUCCCAUGUUAGCACGUGACAAGCAUCAAGUACGCACGUGACCAAAUCUCAAUGUCAGCACAUGACAAACACAAAGUAAGCACGUGAUAACCACCUAGCAAGCAUGAUGAAUAUGUCAUGUACUUUAAAACCUUGCGUCCACCACAAGACAUCAAAUAUAUUUAAAAUUGAUUUCUGAGCACAUGUAAGAAUUAUCACCCCACAUAUUCACAUCGAUAUUUUGAUAGCAUUUUAUAGAUACAGCAGCGCAUGCGCAAUACACUUUAUAUUUAAUAUAGCUUACAGUUUAUAUUUAAUUACAAGACUCAGCCUCUUUCACAUUUCCACGCGCAUUCACUAGCUUCGAUUCAGACCACGAGUCAAUCCCUUGAGAAUUAUAUUCUUUGUUUGUGUUGUAUCCAUUUUGAUGUGCCUUCUCGUGUGUAACCGUUAAACAAAGAAAUAAUACUCUAUAGAAUGACAGGAGGUCUGAAGUGAGAAAACAUUACGACCAAGUCAUAAGGUCUGUUUGGUUACAUAUUCCGUAUUCCUUCAAGCAGAAGGCUUCAAGAAUGGAGAUUGUUCGUAAAUUUCUAAAGUGAAAAUUCUACGAAGAAUACUGAUUAUAGUACAACAAUAUUAUAGGCAAUUACGAGGACUAACUUUUAUCGAACCAAUGAGAGAAAAGAAUAUUUAACUUCAGGUUAAAUGUCGCAGAAUUGCAACAAUUGUACAUUAAUUAUUCGUUAAUUUAUUUUGACCUUAGAUACAGAUGUGUAUAUUUUGUCGUAAAUAAACGAUCUUUUCUUAA
Molecule: messenger RNA, 3149 nt
Organism: Actinia tenebrosa (Australian red waratah sea anemone)
Lineage: Eukaryota; Metazoa; Cnidaria; Anthozoa; Actiniaria; Actiniidae
Source: RefSeq, a predicted model, not a curated record